Nicotiana tabacum (common tobacco) is the source of this 600-nucleotide messenger RNA. Lineage: Eukaryota; Viridiplantae; Streptophyta; Magnoliopsida; Solanales; Solanaceae. The record is from RefSeq and is a predicted model, not a curated record.
AUGCAAGCCGAUGGACUUUUUGGAUUAGCUUCGGCCAUUAGAGGCAGAACCAAAUUGGCACCAGUUGAAUGGUGGAUGCAAUUUGGUUAUGAAGUUCCAAACUUGCAACAAUUUGGUAUUAGAGUUCAAAGCUUAACUUGUAGCUCAUCCGGAUGCGAGAGAAAUUGGAGUAUUCAUACUAAGAAAAGAAACAGGCUUGAACUAAAGAAACUCAAUGAUCUCGUGUUCGUAAAAUAUAAUAGAACAUUGGCUCGUCGUUACAAAGCUCGCAAUAUCAUUGAUCCAAUUUUAUUGAAUAACAUUGAUGAAGCAAAUGAAUGGUUAACUGGAGGCCCCCAAAAUCAUGAAGAAGAAGAAGUAUUUGAAGGAGAAGGUCUCACUUUUGGUCAUGUUGCUAUGGCAAGUGGAGUUGAAGAGAAUGUUUAUGGUUUUAGGGGAAGUACUUUAAGGAUCAAAGAAAGAGUAUCUACAAGUACAAGUACAUGCACAAGUAGAACCCUAAUUAAUGAAUCCUCAGAUGAAGAAGAAGAAGAUGAUGACCAAUAUAAUAACUCGAACAUGAUGACACUUCAAGAGUUUGGAGAUCUUGUUGAAGAAUAG